AUGUCCAUACUACGCUCAAGCUUGAGUUGUCCGGUCGUCAGAGUGAAUUACCGAUGCGACAAAACCCAUCGGUAUCCAACAGCGAUCCACGAUGUAACUUCAGCCCUCGACUUCAUUGUAUCAAAUCUGCUUCCCAGGCGAGCAUUGGUCCGACCAGGUCGAUCGCAGCACACCGGCAGGCUGGCCAUCUGCGGUGAGCUUCUUGGCGGCCAGCUCGCCACAGCCAUGGCUCUCACCGAAUGCCGUAUUGGUGAGCCUGGCAUUGUGGCCGCAGCCGUGUCAAAUCCUAUUGCAGACUGGACAGCGCUUGAUAUCGAUCCCUUGUCCGAUGGGGCGAAACGAUCAAAAUCUGAAGUGGAACAGCUCAACUUGGAGGAACUAUGCGCUCAAAGAGAUGUUAUUUUCAGGAAGCCUGAACACUAUUUCGAUCCCUUCGCGUCGCCUACAUUGUUCUUUCGGUCCCCUGGCGUUCAUGUCCCAAAGCAAACAGACCAGCAAAUCCUGGACGACAUGGAUCAGCUGGCACUAUUUGGGCGCGAACAAUAUGUGGGACCAGAGUCUAUUAUCAAUGCGUCGCCCGUCAAAGAUGCGCCCAAGUCCCGCGAAGGAGAAGAAUCGCCAUCCACGACGAGACGGACUUCGGAACGAUACCCGAGCAAGGCCUUUAAUCUACGCCUGCCAUCAUUCCGCAUUACCGCGGGUUUGGACAAUGCCAUCGGUGCCCAAACAGCUGAGCUCGCCAAGCUGCUCAAGCAAAGUUUUGCAAGGCAGAGCAGAACGACAGCAUUCGGUAUCAAGUCCUCAUGGGAAGAUGAAUGGGCAGCACCGGACACGGGCAGGGUCAUUCAUCAGAUGUACGCCGGAAUGGGUCUGUGGAGUGCGACGCAUGAAGGAAAGGCGAGGAUGACUGAAGCUGCCAGAUGGCUGGGGCAAGAGCUGCAAUGA
Messenger RNA from Pseudocercospora fijiensis CIRAD86, 945 nucleotides. RefSeq lists its product as uncharacterized. The record is from RefSeq and is a predicted model, not a curated record. The coding region runs from base 1 to 945 and encodes 314 amino acids. Gene Ontology annotation, molecular function: hydrolase activity. The transcript is spliced from 2 exons. Lineage: Eukaryota; Fungi; Ascomycota; Dothideomycetes; Mycosphaerellales; Mycosphaerellaceae.